AUGCAAAAUGCCAUUCGACAAUCUUGCAGUACAGUGCAGCAGUCGAAUCUAUCGACUCUUUCAGGUGUGAGUUCAAAAUAUGCUCCGAAACGCAUCAGAGGAAUUGGCGGGCGAGCUUCCCAUCGACCUGCAACAGCUUCGCGGUUUAAAAUAACGCUAAUUUAUGCUCCCGCGUCACUUUGUAAUGGCCAUCACGUCGUAGUCUCGAUAGGUUAUCACACUGGUCAUAGCGCAGCAGACUAUCUCGAGGAGCUUGCUCAUCAACAGUUCUACGCUCUUGAACUACAACGUAAUGGUGCAAUCAUACGUAAUUGGGAGACUGGCCUCGAUAAAUUUAUGAUAUGCUUCAAGGCGAGCUUUCGCAUAUUCCUCGAUGUUUUCAAGGAUUGUGAGGCCAUGAAAAUCCAGGACGUUUCUCUGUCACAAUUCCAAAGACUAUCGAUAGCCAUGGAAAAGUCGCUAGAACCUGGACUAUUUUAG
Messenger RNA from Penicillium coprophilum, 480 nucleotides. RefSeq names its product phosphotransferase enzyme family protein. Lineage: Eukaryota; Fungi; Ascomycota; Eurotiomycetes; Eurotiales; Aspergillaceae. The transcript is spliced from 4 exons. The record is from RefSeq and is a predicted model, not a curated record. The coding region runs from base 1 to 480 and encodes 159 amino acids.